Messenger RNA from Chelonoidis abingdonii (Abingdon island giant tortoise), 3704 nucleotides. It is a transcript of the gene PIWIL2, whose product is annotated as piwi like RNA-mediated gene silencing 2. The record is from RefSeq and is a predicted model, not a curated record. NCBI's taxonomy places the organism in Eukaryota, Metazoa, Chordata, Testudines, Testudinidae. Gene Ontology annotation, molecular function: RNA binding; protein binding.
CUGAGCUUCUGAUCCGUGGCAGGGCAGUGUCCCUUCCAUGUACCACCAGGAUGCAGAGGGUGCCAGAAGAGCCACGGCAGCCAGCAGGGCUGAUACAGCAGGAACCUCUUCCGUCUGUCACAACCCUGCAUUCCAUGUUCCAAGGACUUGGUUUUGAGACAAUCCCGAGACCUGCCUUGGGACGGGCAGUUCAGCCUUUGGGUCGAGGCAUCUUAGGCAGGGGCAUGGGUGAUAUGGAGGCCAAACCUAAAACAGUCAUGCCAGUGCAACCCACCUUUCCAUCACCAAAUGUCAUGCCAGUUGCGGACAGCAAGGUAGAAAGGAUGUCGCUUUCUCCUGGCAGAAUUCUUGGCCGCGGGCAAAUGGAAUCUCCACUUGUCCCUCUUGGAAGAGGAGCCAUGUCACUCGGCAGGGUGUUGUGCAAAGUUCCUACAGACUUGACUUUCCUGCGCACAGUUGUGCUUCAGCCUCAGCUCUCACAACCGCUGCUGUCACCCUCCAGGUUUGCACCCCAGCCAGAAAGUUCUCCAUCCACCGUUGUUGAACAGAUUGAGAGAAAAGAACCGCUAAUGAAGCGAGGAUCUAAAGGAACUCCUUUCCCCUUAGGACUGAACCUGAUUAAAAUACACUGCAAAAAUGAAGCCAUUUACCAGUACCAUGUGACUUUCAGUCCUAAUGUGGAAUGCAAGAGUAUGCGGUUUGGGAUGAUGAUGGAGCAUAGAUCGGUGACAGGAGACGUUAUCGCAUUUGAUGGCUCUAUCCUCUACCUGCCUGUCAAGUUGCCUCAAACUGUUGAUCUGACGUGUCAGAGAAAGACAGAUGGAGCUGAGAUCUCCAUAAAGCUUCAGAUGACCAAAAUCUUAGAGCCCAGCUCGGACCUGUGCAUUCCGUUUUACAAUGUGGUCUUCAGAAGGGUGAUGAGGAUUUUAGAUAUGAAACUUGUUGGGAGAAACUUUUAUGAUCCCACCAGUCCUACAAUGCUGCAGCAAUAUAGGUUGCAGAUAUGGCCAGGUUACUCAGCCAGUAUCCGGAGGACGGAUGGAGGUCUCUUCCUGUUGGCAGACGUCUCCCACAAGGUUAUCCGGAAUGAUUCUGUCCUGGAUAUAAUGCAUGUAAUCUAUCAGCAGAGAAGAGAGACCUUCCAGGAUGAGUGCACCAAGCAGCUAAUUGGCAAUAUCAUCAUUACCCGUUAUAAUAAUCACACGUACCGUAUUGAUGACAUUGACUGGAACAAGACUCCAAAAGACAGUUUCAUCAUGUCUGAUGGAAAAGAGAUCACCUUCAUAGACUACUACAGCAAAAAUUAUGGUAUAACAGUCAGGGAGCUGGACCAGCCGCUGCUGAUUCACAGACCCAAUGAAAGGCGGACUCCCCAAGGGAAGCUUCAGAGGGGUGAGAUUCUGCUGCUGCCAGAGCUCUCAUACAUGACCGGGAUCCCUGAGAAGAUGAAGAAGGACUUCAGAGCCAUGAAGGACCUAACCCAUCAAAUUAAUCUGAGCCCUAAGCAGCACCACGCAUCUCUGAGGAAUCUCCUGCACAGGAUUGAGGUGAAUGAGGCUGCCAGCAAGGAAAUGUCACGGUGGGGACUAUGUUUGGACAAGGAUGUGUAUAAGACACAAGGGCGUGCUCUCCCUAUGGAAAAAAUAAACCUGAGGACCAGCUCUUUUAUGACUUCUGAGGACCUAAACUGGACCAAAGAAAUAACAAGAGAAGCCGCCGUCUCUACAAUUCCCAUGCAUUACUGGGCAUUGUUUUAUCCAAAACGUGUCGUGGACCAAGCACGAGAGUUGGUCAGCAUGCUGGAGAAGGUCUCUGGCCCAAUUGGCAUGCAGUUAAACCAGCCCGCCUGGGUGGAAUUGAAAGAUGAUCGAAUAGAGACCUAUGCCAGGACUAUCAAAUCCAUGUUGGGCACUGAGGGGAAGAUGCAGAUGGUAGUAUGUAUCAUCACUGGGACCAGAGAUGACUUGUAUGGAGCCAUUAAAAAGCUGUGCUGUGUGCAAUCUCCAGUACCCUCUCAGGUCAUCAAUGCUCGAACUAUCAUGACCCAGCCAAACAAAUUAAGGAGCAUAGCACAGAAAAUUCUGCUGCAGAUUAAUUGCAAGCUAGGUGGGGAACUCUGGGGAGUGGACAUCCCAUUGAAACAGCUGAUGGUGAUUGGCAUGGAUGUGUACCAUGAUCCCAGCAGGGGAAUGCGCUCUGUGGUUGGCUUCAUUGCAAGCACCAAUCAUGCUCUCUCAAAGUGGUAUUCUAGGGUUGUGUUCCAGAUCCCUCAUCAGGAAAUUGCAGAUAGUUUGAAGCUGUGUCUGGUUGGGGCCUUACAGAAGUUCUAUGAGGUGAACCACUGUCUGCCUGAGAAGAUAGCAGUUUAUAGAGAUGGAGUGUCAGACAGCCAGCUGAACACAGUGGUCAGCUAUGAGAUCCCACAGCUCCAGCAAUGCUUUGAAGCCUUUGAGAACUACCAGCCCAAGAUGGUGGUCUUUGUGGUCCAGAAGAAAAUCGGCACCAAUCUCUACUCUGCGUCCACUGAGCACUUUGUAGCCCCUGCUCCAGGGACUGUAAUUGACCAUACUGUCACCAGCAGGGAUUGGGUGGAUUUUUACUUGUUGUCUCAUCGCGUCCGACAGGGUUGUGGCAUCCCGACUCACUAUAUCUGUGUGCUUAACACAGCCAACCUCAGUCCUGACCACAUGCAAAGGUUGACUUUCAAGCUUUGCCACAUGUACUGGAACUGGCCAGGCACUAUCCGAGUUCCAGCCCCCUGCAAAUAUGCUCACAAGCUGGCCUUUCUCGCAGGACAGUUUCUGCACCAUGAGCCAGCUAUUCAGCUGUGUGAGAGACUCUUUUUCCUGUAACCUGGAAAGCUGGGAGAUGAAGGGGAGACUCUAGCUCCUCAAACAGCAGAUGGAGAAGGGAGCCUCUUGGAUGGAGCUUUCAUUGCUCUGUGGUCACCUUCUGAGGGGACACUGCACACUAGUGCUUCUGACAGCCAUAUAAAAGGAGACUCUCUUCUAAGUUUGUUUUUAUAAAUAUAUAUAUUCGGCAUUUCUUUUUACUUGGUUACUUAAAGGACACUUGAACAUUAGACCCAGAAACAUGACCUCCUUUAAAAUCAAUGCAAUAAUCCAGUGGGGGAUUCUGCUUCUUGACUUCUGUUGCUCUGCUCUCCUGCGUAUGAAAACAAAAGCAGUAUGCUACCUCUGCAGCAGCAUUUUAACCCCACUGCUGGGCUAAUGGCAUUGAGGCUGGCUCAACAACACAGAAGGAAAUGGUAUUAAUUUCGUACAUCAAGGGAGGGGUGUGAUCAGGGCGUCGUUCCUGGUCAUAGGAAAGGAGCAGAAUCAGCAGAGGUAGGGCUAGCUUUACUGGAGUGUUGACCUAAGGUUAAAGAUACUUAACAGUACCCAUUUAAGAGUGGGUUCCUGAUAACAGCCAUUUGCAAAGGGAGGUGAAGAUGCAACAGGAAGGGAUAAAUCUUGUUUCAAAGGGUAGCAUUCAGUUUGCAGACAAUUAAAUCUGUUCCCGGUCAGCUGGUUUCCCACGGAAAUGGGACUGCAGGGUACCAUUGUGAGGGAGAGUUUGAGCUCGAGCUCGCUUGCUUCUUCAGCAUAUGCAGGUGACAUGCUAAGGGCUAGUCUACACUACAACGCUACAUUGGCUGCACUGAUGCAGCUGCGCUGCUGUAGCACAUCUGGUGAAGAUGCACU